This is a messenger RNA of Ogataea philodendri, 798 nucleotides long. RefSeq lists its product as uncharacterized. Lineage: Eukaryota; Fungi; Ascomycota; Pichiomycetes; Pichiales; Pichiaceae. Bases 1 to 798 code for a protein of 265 amino acids. Gene Ontology annotation, cellular component: nucleolus. Gene Ontology annotation, biological process: maturation of LSU-rRNA from tricistronic rRNA transcript (SSU-rRNA, 5.8S rRNA, LSU-rRNA). Gene Ontology annotation, molecular function: RNA binding. The transcript has a single exon. The record is from RefSeq and is a predicted model, not a curated record.
AUGGCCCGUAAAGCUGUGUCUACUCCGCCUUCCAAGAAGGUUUCGUCCCGCUCGCCUAUCCUCACUAGAACUAGAUCUAGCAAGAUCGGUAAAAGUUUGAAGAACGAGGAAGAAAAGCAACCUGUUCCAGAACCAGAAGAAAGUAAACCCGAGCAUGAGAACGAUGAAAUCGAGCUUCCUAGCGAAAGUGAGUCUUCUGACGACUCUGACGAGCUCGAAGGGUUUGAGUCUGCUGAAGAGGAGCCAGAGCAAGAUGACGCUGAGAUAAUAACCACCAAGAAUACUGUGCAUACCGUUACGAAGCCUGCUCCUGUGAGCUCCCAACAUUCCGCAAAGAGCUCGAAGAAGUCCAAGCACGGCGUUGUUUACGUCGGAAGACUGCCUCACGGAUUCUACGAGGAAGAGCUCAAGAAGUAUUUCAACCAAUUCGGAGACAUAACUAGACUCAGAGUGUCGAGAAAUAAAAAGACCGGAAAAUCGAAACACUACGCUUUUAUUGAGUUUGAGCACGCCGAGGUCGCCAAGAUUGCCGCCGAGACGAUGAACAACUAUCUGAUCUUUGGCCACCUGCUGAAAUGCUCGGUGGUUCCUGCCGAAAAGGUGCACGACGAGCUGUUCAAGGGAGCCAACUCGAAAUUCAAGCCAGUGCCAUGGAACAAGAUUGCGCAAUUAAAGAACGACAAGUCCAAAUCGACCGCUAAAUGGGAAAAGCUACAGAAGAAAUACCAGCAACAGAACGAGAAGAGACAGCAGAAGCUGAAACAGCACAACAUCGAUUAUGAUCUCGCUGCUCUCUAG